Molecule: messenger RNA, 303 nt
Organism: Cynocephalus volans (Philippine flying lemur)
Lineage: Eukaryota; Metazoa; Chordata; Mammalia; Dermoptera; Cynocephalidae
Gene: SMIM35
Product: small integral membrane protein 35
Exons: 4
Coding region: 1-303 (100 amino acids)
Source: RefSeq, a predicted model, not a curated record
AUGGAGCUGGGCAUCAGAAACAAGCCUGCACCAAAGUCUGUGUCCAACCACUGUGAGGACUCCCUCAGCACCUUGGGCCUGAUCCUUGGCGUGGGGCUGUUGCUACUGCUCGUCUCCUUCCUUGGUUACAGCCUGGCCAAGUGGUACCAGCGUGGGUACUGCUGGGAGGGGCCUAAUUUUGUCUUCAACUUGUACCAAAUCCGGAACCUGAAAGAGCUGGAGAUGGGGCCACCUUUCACCAUCAGUGGCGACAUCAGCAGUGCCCAUGGCGGCUACAUGAAGUUCUCCAAUGGGCUAGUCUGA